This is a messenger RNA of Lontra canadensis (Northern American river otter), 3479 nucleotides long. RefSeq names its product forkhead box P1 (gene FOXP1). NCBI's taxonomy places the organism in Eukaryota, Metazoa, Chordata, Mammalia, Carnivora, Mustelidae. Gene Ontology annotation, cellular component: nucleus. The transcript has 21 exons. Bases 472 to 2505 code for a protein of 677 amino acids. Gene Ontology annotation, molecular function: DNA-binding transcription repressor activity, RNA polymerase II-specific; RNA polymerase II cis-regulatory region sequence-specific DNA binding. Gene Ontology annotation, biological process: regulation of transcription by RNA polymerase II. The record is from RefSeq and is a predicted model, not a curated record.
AUUUGGUUGCAUUUAAGCUUCUCCAGCCCACUUAUAAGGGGCUGGUGUUGCUCUCCUGUCCGGUCACAGGUAUUUUUGUCCCAGGACCUUUUGCUGACAAUUCCAGUUUCCAAAAAAAAAAAAAAAAAACCACAUUUGGGCGAUGGUGAGGGCUUCGAUCCCUUCUCUGAUUUGCUGUCAACCAUGAACGGGUGGAUGUGAUGCUUGCUGGCCAAAAAGUGUCCCUCCGUGUGUUGCAGUCCUGUGGCAUCAUGUGUGCCUCCAACCAGUGACCCCCAGACUUUUUAUGGCUGUGAGACACGAUAAAAGUUCAGGGGUAAGAAGUGACCUUUUGAGGUGACUAUACCUGAAGAUUGCUUUCCAGAAGCCAAAAAAGGUUCCUGGAAUCAGAGCUAGUACCUCACAGAGAAGAGCCAGUCUUGCCCUGAAGCUUAGAGAGGGAGCUUCUACCGUGUAAGUGGUUUUUGAGUCAUGAUGCAAGAAUCUGGGACUGAGACAAAAAGUAACGGUUCAGCCAUCCAGAACGGGUCGAGCGGCGGCAACCACUUGCUCCAGUGUGGGAGUCUUCGCGAAGGACGGUCCAACGGGGAGACGCCGGCGGCGGACGCGGGGGCCGCCGAGCUCGUGCACGUGCAGCAGCAGCAGCAGGCACUUCAAGUGGCCAGACAGCUUCUCCUUCAGCAGCAACAACAGCAGCAAGUUAGUGGAUUAAAAUCUCCCAAGAGGAAUGACAAACAACCAGCCCUUCAGGUUCCCGUGUCAGUGGCUAUGAUGACACCUCAAGUUAUCACUCCCCAGCAAAUGCAGCAGAUCCUCCAGCAACAAGUGCUGAGCCCUCAGCAGCUCCAGGUCCUCCUCCAGCAACAGCAGGCCCUCAUGCUCCAACAGCAGCAGCUUCAAGAGUUUUAUAAAAAACAACAGGAACAGUUGCAGCUUCAACUUUUACAACAACAACAUGCUGGAAAACAGCCUAAAGAGCAGCAGCAGGUGGCUACCCAGCAGUUGGCUUUUCAGCAGCAGCUCCUCCAGAUGCAGCAGCUCCAGCAGCAGCACCUCCUGUCUUUACAGCGCCAAGGCCUCCUUACGAUUCAGCCGGGGCAGCCUGCCCUUCCCCUCCAGCCCCUUGCUCAAGGCAUGAUUCCAACAGAACUGCAGCAGCUCUGGAAAGAAGUGACAAGUGCUCAUUCUGCAGAAGAAACCACAGGCAGCAAUCACAGCAGUUUGGAUCUGACCACGACAUGUGUCUCGUCCUCUGCACCUUCCAAGACCUCCUUAAUAAUGAACCCACAUGCCUCUACCAAUGGACAGCUCUCAGUCCACACUCCCAAAAGGGAAAGUUUGUCCCAUGAGGAGCACCCCCAUAGCCAUCCUCUCUAUGGACAUGGUGUAUGCAAGUGGCCAGGCUGUGAAGCAGUGUGCGAAGAUUUCCAAUCAUUUCUAAAACAUCUCAACAGUGAGCAUGCGCUGGACGAUAGAAGUACAGCUCAAUGUAGAGUACAAAUGCAGGUUGUACAGCAGUUAGAGCUACAGCUUGCAAAAGACAAGGAGCGUCUGCAAGCCAUGAUGACCCAUCUGCACGUGAAGUCUACGGAACCCAAAGCCGCCCCUCAACCCCUGAAUCUGGUAUCAAGUGUCACACUCUCCAAGUCUGCAUCUGAGGCUUCUCCACAGAGCUUACCUCAUACUCCGACGACCCCAACCGCCCCCAUCACUCCUGUCACCCAAGGCCCCUCCGUCAUCACCACCACCAGCAUGCAUACGGUGGGACCCAUCCGCCGGCGGUACUCGGACAAAUACAACGUGCCCAUUUCUUCAGCAGAUAUUGCGCAGAACCAAGAAUUUUAUAAGAACGCAGAAGUUAGACCACCAUUUACAUAUGCAUCUUUAAUUAGGCAGGCCAUUCUCGAAUCUCCAGAAAAGCAGCUAACACUAAAUGAAAUCUAUAACUGGUUCACACGAAUGUUUGCUUACUUUCGACGCAAUGCUGCCACGUGGAAGAAUGCAGUGCGUCAUAAUCUUAGUCUUCACAAGUGUUUUGUGCGAGUAGAAAACGUUAAAGGGGCAGUAUGGACAGUGGAUGAAGUAGAAUUCCAAAAACGAAGGCCACAAAAGAUCAGUGGUAACCCUUCCCUUAUUAAAAACAUGCAGACCAGCCACGCCUAUUGCACGCCCCUCAAUGCAGCUUUACAGCAGGCUUCGAUGGCUGAGAAUAGUAUACCUCUAUACACUACCGCUUCCAUGGGAAAUCCCACUCUGGGCAACUUAGCCAGCGCAAUACGGGAAGAGCUGAACGGGGCAAUGGAACAUACCAACAGCAACGAGAGCGACAGCAGUCCAGGCAGAUCCCCUCUGCAAGCCGUGCAUCCCGUGCACGUCAAAGAAGAACCCCUCGAUCCAGAGGAAGCUGAAGGGCCUCUGUCCUUAGUGACAACAGCCAACCACAGUCCAGAUUUUGACCACGACAGAGAUUACGAAGACGAACCAGUAAAUGAGGACAUGGAGUGAACGUCUCUGGGCGGGGGCCAACCCCAAGAACGAAGAUUGGGAAACAAAAAACAAAACAAAACAAAAAAACAAAACACGUCAAAAGUUAGCAGUGAAAUCGUUCUCCAUUUGUUGUACAGUCUGGAGGAUUUUCACUACAUUUUGACAACGCUGAAACGUGUUAACUCUUAGUGCCAUCAAGAAUCCCAUUUGGGAGUAUUUUUGAUUUUUCUACUUUUUGUUGAAAAAAGGAAUUUGUACUCUGUGCAUUGGAUGGACUUGUUUGGUACUUGGGAUUUUCCUCUCUUAACAGUCAACAUCAGUGUUGUAAAUUUGCUAAACUGAUUCACUUUUAGCAGCAGACUUUGAACUGCAGUCCUGCCAACGUUGGACCCUGAGGACACCCAACUGAGCAUGUGCACCUAAGCUGCAGACCAAGCCUCUGCCCAGAAUUUAAGGAUUCCAAUGGACGACCUAUUUGCACAGUACUGCAUGUUGAUUAUCACUGCCUUUACUCCUCUUUUUUUUUUUUUUUUGGUUCGUUUUUGUUCUCGUUUUGCUUCCAGUUGGGAUGGGGAAGGCCUUUGUGUGUGUAUUGGGGGGAGGGGGUUAAAAAGUAAUUAUCCCAAACUUUUUAAUGUAUUGCUUUUUUUUUUUUUUUUUUUUUCUACUAUACCAUUUUAAGUUCUGACCUCAGGCCUCCAUUUGGGCCCACGGCCUCCUGGAGGCUUCAAGUUUUCUGUACCUUGUGAUGAAUGUUAAAUAGGUGUUUUUAUUAUACAAAAGCUGAAUGUCAUUUCUCGUUUGUAGUUUUCUGUCACUCAUUCCAGUUUCCUUCAGACAUCACCACGUUUUCUCCACAAAGUCAGAGAACAUUCCGUUUUGGUCUUUUUCAAAAAAAGGUCCCAAAUGCUGCACUCUACACAUGAAGGUCCUCUCACACAGACGUGAAGUCCUGCCAGAAAGAGAAUGAAUGACAGAAAAAAAAAAAAAAA